CCAAUUUAUGGAUUUUAUUUAUAUCAACAUAUGGUUUAAUUAAUGCGUGGACUUCCCAAAAUGUCACAGAAUCAAGUUUUUUCUCCUCGGUUUUGAUAUAAAUGUUGAAAAUGUUCAUGAAAACAUUCAGUAUUGUGUUAAACUCGAAAGGAUCCACCUAAAUCCUAAAAAUGAGUAAAACAAUUUCAAUAAUACUUAAAUUACUUUUAUUUUCGUCAAUUUGUAACUCACAAUACCAUAGUGGCUGUGAUCUUCCUCCACUACCCCAAAAUGGAUAUCGUGUAUUAACUGAUAAUCAAGAUAUACCUACAUACCUACCAUAUGCUAAUGUACCAUCAAAAACAUCAAUUUCAACUUUCUGUAAUCCGGGGUAUAUACUAACAAAUGGUCAAACAGAUGGACUUUCAUUCUGUUUCAAUGGAAGAUGGAUUGGAGAUUCAGUCGAUAAUAUUUGCCAAACACAACAACCUAUGUUAUCUUAUUCGAAAUAUGUACAGCCUCAAGAAAUAGGUCAAUUUGAAUUUGAAUGUGGUGAUGACAACUCUCCAAGACAAUCCGAUUUAUUACCUUGGGAUGUUUUUUUUACACAAGAUGGUUUAACACAAUGUUUAGGGAGUUUUAUUUCUCCGAAACAUAUUUUAACUGUUGCACAUUGUUUUGUUGAAGAUGAAACUGAUGAUAUAGGUCUGAUUCUGAAUAUUUUUAGAGUUGUUAUUAAUCCUUUUGAAAAUAAAGAAAUCAGAGAGAUUGAAGGACUCUUUAUUCACGACAAUUAUCGUGGAGGAAAACAAAAUUACAUGUUUGACAUUGCCAUUGCUACUGUACGAGAUUUUGGGAAUAAUUUACAAAUUAAACCUGCUUGUUUACUUAAUGAACAAAAUGGUUUCUUUGAAGACGAUGUGGGAGUAACCUAUGGAGUCCCAAACUAUAUCACACGGCCAAUAGACUUAUUUAACAAUAUUCCUAAAUCAUUUUCUGCGGUUCUUCAUGAUGAAACACGUUGUGAAGAUGAAUCUCCACAGGAAACUUUUCAAAGGUUUUAUUCUCCAGAUAAAUUCUGUGCAACUUCUUUAGCGAAAAGAAUGUGUGGAAUUGAUGGAAGUGGCCUUUAUAAAAGAUUUGGCAAUGAAUACUAUUUAGGAGGUAUUCUAACUGCUGCACAAGAAAGUCCCACUAAACCACAAUGUGAUGGUACCAUACCUGCGAUUUUCAUAAAUCUAUCACGAUAUGUCAAUUGGAUACUAGACAUUAUAAAUAACCAAUAGAAUUCAUGAAGAAUAUUUCAAAAAAGUUAGUUUUUUUUUUGUUAAAAUUAGUUGCGUUUUGGAAUAAGAGAUGUCGCUAAUAAAUACUUCAAAUUA
Messenger RNA from Onthophagus taurus, 1361 nucleotides. RefSeq names its product venom prothrombin activator notecarin-D2-like. Gene Ontology annotation, molecular function: serine-type endopeptidase activity. Lineage: Eukaryota; Metazoa; Arthropoda; Insecta; Coleoptera; Scarabaeidae. The record is from RefSeq and is a predicted model, not a curated record. Gene Ontology annotation, biological process: proteolysis.